GCCGCAGCCUCUCACACCACGAGUACAGAUCCCAGGAUACAGAGCCACCCACAGGUCCACUGCUCCAGUGGUGCGCUUCCAGGGAGAAGACGAACGAACAAAUUAUCCCACACUUCGAUAUUACGGACCCAGAGACAAUGCAGGAUGCACAACAGCAGGAACAGAAUUUCAUCAGGGCUGUUAUCCCACAGCUCAAAAAUGGAAUUGAGCAUUUCAAAACCGUUGCAACCAUUCUGCUGGCCUAUGAUGAGUCAAAGACACUAGCGCUGCAGCACGCUAUUGUUCAGGCCAAAUGGAGCCUAGAAUGGGCUGAAUCUGCUGCGUCCAGUCAGCUGUCGCAGGUGGAUGCACUCACAGAGAGUCUGACCGCCAGGAAAGGAGAACUGGACCGUGAGCAGAUAAAUAAAGUGAAAGAACUGGAAAACUUGGAAACAGAAAGCCAAUGCAUAGCUGACUGCAUGGAGACAUUCAGAAAGUCUCUAGAUGAUGCUCGGAGAGCCCGAGAUUCUGCUCGGGGAAUUCUUGAAGACCUUGAAAGAAAGCAGAGGGUGACUGAGGCCGUGCGGGAUGUUGCAAUCGGAAUAAUGUUCAUCCCCAUCAUCGGAACCAUCCCUGGUGCCAUCAUUGCUCUGGUCUCUCAGGUAGAGUUGGACAAUGCCAAAUCAGCAAUACGUACAGCAGAGGAAGAAGUGGAAAACUCUGAAAGAGAAGUUAAUAAUUAUUAUUAUAAGUUGGAACAAAAAAAAAGGCAAUGUACAAAAAAGAAGGAUGAGAUUGCACAGUGCAGCAGGACCAUAGAGCAGAUUAAGCAGAGCCUAGCGCAGGUUUAUACACAGCGCACCAACAUCGCCCGAGCGCAGGAGAAACUCAGGAACGCCCUCUACAUGUUAAGCACCCUGGCUGGUAGAGCGAGCGUCGCUACGACCCUCACUCAGCGCACCAACAUCAACCCAAUGCAGGAGAUACUCUGGAGCGGCGCCAACAUGUUAAACACUCUGGCUGCAAGAGUGAGCGUGGCUACAACCCACACUCAGCGCACCAACAUCAACCCAAUGCAGGAGAUAUUCUGGAGCGGCGCCAACAUGUUAAGCACGCUGGCUGCAAGAGCGAGCGUGGCUACAACCCACACGCCGCAAGUCAUCUGCCUGCCCCCUGUGGUGAACAUACUGGGAGAGAUCAUUGAACUCAUGCUUCAAAUGCAGGGAGAUAGAAGAUAUGAGCUCCUCAGUGAUCCACAAGUCAAAGCUGCCAUCCUUAGCCUGCAGGAACUCCACCAGAAAGUUUCAGCCAUCGAUGACGAGCAGACAUUAAAUGAAAUUCAGUUUUAUUGAUUGAGAUGUACACCCAUGACACAUUCCCACAGGGUACACAUAGUGAGCUCCAGAUUUAUCACAUGCAGUGGGGUCUAAAAGUCUGAACAUUUUCCUUACAACUUAUAUUACCAGCAUAACAAUUGGAGUGAAAAGUUAAAUCUUUGAAAAAUGUACAUGAAUUUCAGAAUUUCUUAGUAUUUGGUAUGCCCCCCUUUUGCUUUAAUGGCAAUGUGCUCUGGAGCUGGCACAGACUCCACAGGAUCCAUGUUAUUCCAGCCUGACAAUGUUCCAAAGAGCACCUUGUGUUGUUACUGAAUGCUUGGCUUUUGUCAGUCUUGAAGUGCCCCCAUAAAUAUUCACUGGGGUUGAGGUCAGGUGAUUGUGGAUUGUGCUGAACUCCUUUCUCUUCUCUUCUUUCGUAUAUCGUCAGAUGGCCAACUCAGUGUCAUGCAGCCACGCCCUCGUCUCCGGUCCUAAGUCGAAAAGGCCAGCUUCUGAGGGUGGGCUGUAUAGGGGGCAGCCGGUGAUUAUGUGCUCGGCAGUCUGUUCAGGCUCGCCGCACUCACAUGCCGCACUGUCCGAUAGGCCCCACUUCUUCAGAGAUGACUUGAAGCGUCCGACGCCAGAGCGCAGACGGUUCAGUGAGGUCCAUAGAUGGCGUGGCAUGUCUUCUCCUUUUACACCGCCUCCUGGGUCCCGGAUGUAUCGUUGCAUGCGGGAGGGCCCAGCCGUCUCCCACGUCUGUUUCCAGGAUGCUGCCAGCCAGGCGUCUCUGGACAAGUCCUCAGGGAUAGACUGUAGCAUCUCCUGCGCUGCCUUGUUGUAGGGAUGGCGAGACUUAAGCCUGCAUGGUGGUGCCGGUGUUGUUGUGGCUUUGUGUAGGAUGUGCCAGUCGUGCUUCUGGGCUUUUCUUGCCAGGGCGAGGGUAGCCGCAUCCCGUCAGAGACUGGCUGGGGCGAUUCCAGCUAGGACUGGCAGGUAGGACACAGGGGUGGGUUUCAGACAACCAGUAACUAUACGGAGGGCGCUGUUGAUGACUGUAUCUACCUUGUUCACAUGUGGACUUCUGCUCCAGGCUGGGGCACAGUAUUCUGCUAUGGGUAAUACCAGGGCUUGCGUGGAUAUGCGUAGGGUCUGGGGGGAAGCUCCCCAAGUCGAACCCGCCAGGCGGCGGAUGAGCGAGACCCUUGCUGUUGUCUUGGCCUUCACUUCAUCCAGGUGUUGCUUGUAGGACAGUGUCCGGUCCAAGCAUACGCCGAGGUACUUGGGGGCUUGCUGGAACUCCAGGCGGUUGUUGCCAACAUGCACGUCCAGUUCCCUUCUUGCUUCCCGAUUGUUAAGGUGGUAAGCUGCAGACACUGUCUUGCCCAUGCUGAGCUGAAGGUGCCACUUCUGGAGGUAGUCUGCCAGGAUGCCCAUGUCUCGGUUGAGGCCAUCUUCCAUCGCCUUCCAUGUUGGGCGGCGAAGCAUGAUGGCCAAGUCGUCCGCAUAGCCAUACUUGGUAGAUGUUGUAUCUGGCAGGUCGUGAAUGUAUAUGUUGAACAACAUUGGUGAGAGGACGGAGCCUUGCGGGACACCGUUCUUCAACUUUCUGAGCCUGCUGGUCUGGCCAUCGCUGGUCUGUAGGAUGAAGCUACGGUUCGAUAGCAUCUCCAUAAUGAACCUCACCAUGUGCCGGUCUGGGAUUGUCCUCAACAGUUUCAGAUGUAGUCCACGGUGCCACACGGUGUCAUAGGCGGCUGUCAGGUCCAGGAAUACUACUCCAGCUUUUUCGUUAUCCUGAAAGCUGUCCUCGAUGUCCUGAGUGAGUAGCGUUACCUGAUCCACUGUUGACCUGCCUCGGCGGAAGCCGGCUUGUUCCGGUGGGAGUUGUGGGUCCACCACUGGCUCGAUGCGGCUGUGAAUCAGCCUCUCCAGGAUCUUAUAUGGGACACAGAGCAGAGAGAUGGGCCUGUAGGACUUCGGGUCUUCGGCGGGUUUGUUCGGCUUUGGCAAGGCUAUGACGGAAGCACGGCGCCAGGUCUUUGGGAGCUUGGACCUCCGGAAGCAUGAUGAGAAGAACGAGCAUAGCCAGUAAGAUGUUCUUUCACUUUGGUGUAUGACAAACUCUGGGUGGAUAUUGUCUCGACCUGAUGACUUGCCCGGCUUCAGUUUGUUGAUUGCUGCACUUAGUUCGGCUACUGUGAAGUCUCCUGAGAGGUUAGCAUCGACGCUGGCUGCCUUGGAGAGAGACGAUACCUCACACGAGGUCAAUCGUGUGACGUUUCUGUCAGCAUCAGGGAAGCGACCAUUUUUCAGGAGCUGGGAAGCAAUGGCAUCUGCUGUCACUGGACACCUGCGGGGGGUUGUUUUUCUCCCUGAGAGCAGGUUGAUGGUCUGCCACACCUUCCGGCUAGAGUGGGUGAAGUCGAUAGCUUCCACUACUUCAGUCCACCUGGCCCUUUGGGUGUCGUCCAGCUUCUGCAAUAGGGUUGUUGCUGUUGCGUCCAUUUCUUCCCUGGAGCUUGCCUGCUGGUGUUGGCGCAGCAGGCAGCUGCACUCCUCAUCCCAGCCCGGGAUGUAGUUCUUAUUGUAGCCACGUGGGAUGUUGUGCUUUGCUGCCCUGAGGAGGACUUCACAGUAGGCGGCGUAUGCAGCAUCCACAUCAGCUGCUUCUGGGUCCAGGAGACCAGCAGUUCUUCUUUCCGUUUCCGCCAUAAACUGCCGCCAGUUCGCCUUCCUGAAGUUCCAUCUCCUGACCGGUUUGCCAGAUACCGGCUGUACCAGUGAUGGUACUUUGAUGAGGGAUGGCCGGUGGUGUGAACGAGGGAACCUGUCCAAGACACGUCUCUCCGGUUUCAGGUCGUUACUGCGGCAUACGGCAAAGGCCUGGGUUGGUGUGAGAGUUCCAGCGUGCAGAAAAGAAGCUUGGGGGCUCCUUUGGGUCGAAGAGCAGCAAUGCCUCAGCGUUAGAAGCCCACUCACUCAGCGCUUCACCAUCCUGUGAUGUGUGGUUGUAACCCCAAUCUGUAUGUUGGCAAUUGAAGUCACCUGCAUAGAUGGCGGGAGGAGUCACAGAUGGUAGUGAUGAUACAGUCAGCACAGUUGGUGGGGGCUUGUAUACAUUCACAACAGAUGUUUCUUGGAUUUUGGUGACCAGCCAUUCAAUGUUGCAGCCGGGUGGAGAUUGACUGGUGGCUGACCAGCUCAAUCCUUCCCGGACAAAGGUUGCCAUUCCAUGCUUCCUGCUGUGGAUGGAUCCGGUGAGGAAGAACCCAGGCAGUUUGAGGUUGUCGUCAGAAACCCAGUGUGUCUCUUCUCUGAAGUAACAUUGGUAUUAAAAUCCUAAAACUUUCUUUUCAUUUUCGUUGUUGCAAGAUCAGACACAUUUUGACAGGCUUCACAGAUAUCAGAUACAUUAGAUAUUACAGCUCUUAUGUGAUGUUUAAAUGAAAAAAUAAAAGAAUAAAAGAAGAAUCUGAAAAUAAAAGUUUUUUUUUAUUUUGGAUACCGGUGGACUUGCGGUUCUUCUGAAUCAUUUUGUGAAUUGUUCCCAGUUUAAUCCCAAGAUCUUGUGAUAUUAAGAGCGGCCAGCAGGGGGGCUGGACUCAAGCUUAACAAGCAACCGUAAUAAGCAAGGGGAGACCAUCAAUGCCAAAAAAGUUUAAUUCAACCAAAGUUAGGUAACAGAAGUACAAUACCCAUGGAGUGUGAACAAAUUAAACAUCAGUUGUGUAAUGCCAUGCCAUUGUCUCCUGCUUAGUCUAAUCAACUGUAAGUCACUCUGGAUAAGAGCCUCUGCCAAAUGCCAUUAAUGUAAUGUAAUGUAGUGGCAGCUCAGUUGAGGGGCAGUGAGCAAAAUACAGGACUGUGCAUGAAGUUCAAAUGAAAUUAAACAUUUAUUUUUCAGGUGAUAAUAUCAUUUAUACAAGUAAUAAAUGGGAAAUGUGUCCGUUUGUUCAUUUGUCAGUUCUAUUUCCUUGUGUAAAGUUGUAUCUGUUCAGUUCUAGCCUCUGGUUUCCUGACCCAUUUCUAUUCUGUUUCUUUUCUGCCGUUUUUGGAUUCCCAGAUGUUUUAACUCUGCCUGGCUUUUGGAUUAUGUGUUUGUGCUUUGUACACUUGUGUCGAUGGCCUGCCCGCUACUGAACUCUGCCGGCUUUAUUAGGAUGCUGCUUAUUGGACUCUGUCUUGUACCGCUGCCCUGCUAUUGGACUGACUACUGAUUUUUGGACUUUGCCUAUUCUUGGAUUACGUUCUUGAUCUGCCUGUUCUGAAUAAACCUGCCAUAUUCACCUUA
Molecule: messenger RNA, 5589 nt
Organism: Conger conger (European conger)
Lineage: Eukaryota; Metazoa; Chordata; Actinopteri; Anguilliformes; Congridae
Exons: 3
Coding region: 138-1331 (397 amino acids)
Source: RefSeq, a predicted model, not a curated record